AGCGGAAACGCCACCGCACUCAUUUCAAAGAGACACCGCCGAGCUGCAGUAGCGAUAGAAGUCGUCACUCCUGAAGAUUUUAAAUGUUAAUUCAUUCGUCUCCUGACGAUGCUUCAUCCUCUGGACUGUUGCCGUCUACACAAGCCGGUGGAGAGAAUGACCUUCAGGGACACCGUACACGAGCUGCUCCGCUGACAGAUGAUGCGAUUAAUUCUUCAAGAGCACAAAGAUGAAAGGCGUCUGAACCUCUUAACAUGGAGACCGUAUGAACGUCUCUGGUGGACCGCCGGCGUUAAAGUCAACGGACUCGACCAGCGAUGGUGACGACCAAUCGGCUCCAUGAUCGGCUGGAUGUGAAGAGAACGUCUGGGUCUCUGCUGAAGAGGAGAGAAGGGUGGAGGUCUCUGCCGGCCGUCCAGAUGUCGCUGCUGAUGUCACAUCCUGGGUGGAGGUCUCUGCUGGCCGUCCAGAUGUCGCUGCUGAUGUCACAUCCUGGUACGUAAACAGUCCUUUAUUUUUAAACAUUGUUUGUGACACUUCGCUGUGAUGAAGCUUCUUCCUGCCAUUCGUAGUUUCCACCAGAGGUCCUAACGGACCCAUGACGGUCCAAACCUUCCUUGGAUGUCUGAGCGAAGUCGUCACGAUGACCGACGGCUCAACGUUUAGUCCAUCAGCUGACGUCUGUUUCUGUCCCGCAGGUAGAAACCUGGAGCUGCACUGAAACGAGGAUUCUUCAACCAACAAAGAAAUAAAGAUCGAUAAAGUUGAACUGUUGUCUCAAAGUGUCUUCAUGGUAUAAAGGAGUUUCUCUAUUUCACUAGAUAGAAUGAGCAACAAUCUGCCUGGUUUGAUCUCUUAUUUAAUGUUAAAUUGGAUUUAAUGCAGAUUAUAUUAAAGUAUUGGUAUAUUGUCAAAUGAGCAAAGUACUACAUACACGCAGCAUAUUACUGGGCUAAAAUAUAUUGUUUUAAUGACAGCUGGAUAGAGAUAUGUGGAUGUUACAAUUUGGGCAUUAUUUAACAUCGUAAAAUGGACUCCCUAAGAAGCUCUCAUUGGACUAGCACUCAUGAUUUUGUUUAAUCAACACAUCUGUGAAACUGAGUUUUCCACAAAGAAUCUCAUAAAAACACAACUUUUAAUCUGGAGUUUCUUGGAAAUUUGUCAUUCAGCAUAAAAAUAUUAUAAACUGUUAUUCGACUAAAGAGAACUUGGUCCUUAAGACCAAAGCAAUCCAUUAGUCGACUAAGAUGCAGAAAUUGUGAAUUAUUAUACAGAUGGAUGUGAAUUAAUCUAUUAUGGAUUAAGUUACCCAACAGUACCAGAUGACACUUAAAAAGUAAGGCAUGGGUGCUUUUACUUAAAGGGACGGUUCACAUCAAAGUUUUUAAAACUUGCUCUCCUGUUUGAACCAUAAAGUCGCAUUACAAUCAAGAGGAGGCAGAAACAUGAAUAACGUGUAUUUUUGUGUGAAUUGUCCCUUAAAUGACUCACUUAAGAUUUAACUUGUAAUAGUUUUAUUACACUGACUUUUUCCUCUACCCCUAUAAAUAUAUUUGCUUUUUUACUCCCAGAGUUCUGACCCUCUUGGGCUUCCGUACUCGGAGCUGCUGUCAGAGCAGUGUUAGCCCUGCUAGCUGUUUACCGGGCUAGCCUGCACCGGGUGACGAUAACAAACAAUGGCGGGUGUGCACCCACAGGUGAGUAAGCCGGAGGUAAUCCCACAUCUGUUGAACCCAACAUGAUGCUUUUAACGUUUCGAUGAACUAAAACAGCCGUUAACGGCGGCUAACGUUAGCUGAUGUUGGCUAACGUUAGCCGCCUAGCUCAGGUCAGCUGUGCACGAGCUGUCGGUGCUGAUGUUGGGACGUGGCAGCACAGAGUUAUCAAAGACAGGAAGCUCCUUAUUUCAUCAUGCGUUGUGUUUCAUUCUACUCUUAUUAACGGGGCGUGUUAACCUAAAUACAACGUGUCCAGUGAGACCACAGCUGCUGUUUGUGUUACAGGACGACCUGCUGAAGAUGACUCACAGAGAGAACUGGAAGGUGCAGCAUGAGCGUCUCCACGUGAAGCACCGUGGUCAUGAGGCCAUGCAUGCAGAGAUGGUGAUGAUCCUCAUCGCCACGCUGGUGGUGGCUCAGAUAGUCCUGGUGCAGUGGAAGCAGCGGCACCACCGCUCCUACAACCUUGUGACGCUGGUCCAGAUGUGGGUGGUCCCUCUUUACUUCACCAUCAAGCUGUACUGGUGGAGGUUCCUCUCCAUGUGGGGCAUGUUCUCCGUCAUCACCAGCUACGUCAUCUUCAGAGCCACUCGCAGGCCGCUGUCCUGCAGGACGCCCAGGAUGGUGUAUAAAUGGUUCCUGCUGAUCUACAAGCUGAGCUACGCGGUGGGCGUCCUGGGCUACCUGGCCAUCAUGUUCACCAUGUUCGGCUUCAACGUCUUCUUCAGGAUCAAGGCGGAGGACUCGAUGGACGUCGGUGUGAUCAUGCUGUUCUACGGGCUUUACUACGGCGUCAUGGGCAGAGACUUCGCUGAAAUCUGCUCCGACUACAUGGCUUCUACAAUCGGGUACUACAACAAGGGCGGCAUGCCCAGCAGGAGUCUGACCGACGACAUCUGCGCCGUGUGCGGUCAGAGGAUCCUGGUGGACGUGGAGGAGGAAGGCUUAAUAGAAGACACCUACCAGCUGUCCUGUGGACACAUCUUCCACGAGUUCUGCAUCCGCGGCUGGUGCAUUGUGGGUAAGAAGCAGACGUGUCCGUACUGCAAUGAGAAGGUCGACAUGAAGAGGAUGAUGAACAACCCCUGGGAGAAGACUCAUGUCCUCUACGGGCAGCUGCUCGACUGGCUCAGAUACCUGGUGGCCUGGCAACCCAUCAUCAUCGGCGUCGUCCACGGGAUCAACUUCACGCUGGGCCUCGAGUAGAGCCUCGAGGACCCGGCUCAGGCCUCCUCUGGACUCUGUUUGUUUGUGGUCCCAGGUGGUCUGGGUCUCCGUGUGCCUAGAAGGACACCGUGAUGCCAUAAAACACAAAAACAAACUGCUGCCAACUUGAAGCACAGAUCCAGUAUUUGAUCAUUGGACACGAGGAAGACGUACGUGGAGUUGCAGCUGAAGGAAACGUUGGCUUCCUCGUGAUGAAUCCUGGUUUUAAGUCAAAAGGCCUUUUUAAACCGUUUCAUUGCACACUGCUGGUGCUGCUGAACGCCACUUCAGAGACUCCACUGCAGAAAGGACUCUUCUGUCCCAGUUGCUGUGUUGCAUAACCCGUUUACAUUUCAUGCAACUUUGUUUAUUACGAAAUUUUUCUUUUGGAACGUUUUAUGUUUUGUUUUAAGCUAAAGUUGAUGCUAAAUGCUCCAGUUUGAGUCAGAAUGUCACAAUUGUUUCUUAACGUGACUCGUUAUCACUGCAGCUGUGUGUAUAUAUAUAUAUAUAUAUAUA
Messenger RNA from Anarrhichthys ocellatus (wolf-eel), 3443 nucleotides. RefSeq names its product ring finger protein 175 (gene rnf175). The record is from RefSeq and is a predicted model, not a curated record. Gene Ontology annotation, biological process: ERAD pathway. Gene Ontology annotation, molecular function: ubiquitin protein ligase activity; metal ion binding. Lineage: Eukaryota; Metazoa; Chordata; Actinopteri; Perciformes; Anarhichadidae. Gene Ontology annotation, cellular component: endoplasmic reticulum membrane; Golgi membrane. Bases 1857 to 2924 code for a protein of 355 amino acids. The transcript is spliced from 14 exons.